GAUGGAGCCAUGGCAGCAUGAGUCGGCCCUAUGAACUGCCCAUCAAAGAUGCUCAGGCCUGCUGCUCUGACCUAACAUUGACCUCUGCCCCCAAUGACCCUGUCUCCCCCUGCUCAAAGCACCAUAACCGCAAUUCAAGACUAGACCCUCCACAUGCCAUGCAGCUGUCCACCGCCCCUGCCCUCAAAUCUACAUCCACCUAUGGGUUCAUCAAGGACCUAUCUUCCUCCUACAGCCCUCUGGGAAGGCUACAGCACCUGACCACCAUGGUCAGCCACCCGGACCUGGUCCUACCUGGAGUCGGGGAGAGGGCCUCCCAGGGCUCCAGGGAAGACUCGCAUACCCGGAAUGCUGUAAAUUCCUUGGCCCUCACACCUCCCCAGCCAGGCAGCAGAGACACAGACACCAGUAAGACUAAUCUUAGUGUGGAGAAGAAGAGUGACUGUUGCUUCUCUGACCCACCCAGUCCAGCCUUCUCACUGGAUAGCAACAGCCCCUUUGCGAAUGGCUACCUGCAUUUUGAGUCCACUUUGUUUGAUGAUGAUGAUGAUGAUGCAGAGGAUGAUGAGGAUAUAGCUUUACCUCUGACAGACAGACAGAGAAAGGUUGGAAAGUCACCUGAACCUCUUCCUGGAUUUUUAAACUUGAAGGUCAAAAAUAUACCGGAGCCAGGGCUGUCUGUGGGUAAAGGCUUGCAGUCCCCUGGUGUCCCCCCAUUUACAGCACAUGAUGGGUCAAACGAGGACUGGGGGAGUGACUGUGAGCCGCUCUCUCUUGGGAAUAGCCCCUCUGGGCCUGCAAUGGCAAGUCCUACUACUGACCUUUUACAUAACAUGGCUAUUCACAGCAACAUCAUACAGUACCCAACAGCCCUCAUAUUUAAAUCCUGUAUGUCACAGUUCUGGCCUAGGUACUUCCUUGUCAGUCCAUAUCACCUGUUUUACUGUGCAACAUAAAUUGUCAAGCUUAUGGGUUUUGAUUGUAUGUGAAAUGUUAAUGAAGAUAGUGAGAGGCCUAAAUUCUGGUUAAUUAGCCAGAAAGGUCAAGCAAGGUCACUUCCUCUAUAAUAGAUAAGCUCCUCAUACUGUAGCCGGAGAGGAUCCAUGUCAUUCAGUUCCUGUUUGGCUCAGUAUACGCCAGCAUCUCAUGGUAAAUUAUAGUCAAUAGUUCUACCUUUUGCAAUCAAUAAAAGAUCUGCACAGAGAAACGUCAUUAGUCAGCCCAUAUCCAGAGCUUUGUUUAUUCUCUGGGAUGUUUGCAUGAUCAGUUGAUAGGGUGAUUCCUCAUUAAACUAGAACAAAAAAUGACCAUGAUUUUUUGGAUAUUCACAAAAUGUAAUCCAUAGAAGGGUUCGUUAGAGGAAGGAUUCUUGACAUAUAUUUGACAUUUGUAUCUAAAAGCAUACCACCCAGGCCUCCUUUAAGACUCCUUAAUGUUUCAUCUGUAUGUCCUACAAAGCAAAAAAUGGUGUCAUAUGAAGCUUUACCGCUUGCUCUGUAAUAUGAGUAGUAUUUUGAUUUUAAGAAAAAAUGUCUUACAUUCAUUUAUGAAUAUUGAAACAUAUCAACAUGAAUAUUGAAAAUAAACCAUAUUUGAUUUGGCAAAUGUUUUAAUAUAUUGUUGAACAUAAUAUGUUCUACGGGCAUAUCAAAGUUCCAGAGUGGGAUCUCUGCUGGUUUUAAAGUUAUGGCCCAUUUUAUACAGAGAAAUUGCCAUAGUAGGCAAUGUAACCACAGCCCUCCUUGUUUAAUUGCACAUCCUGCAAUUCAUGAGCAGAGGGCGAACAUUUAAAAUCCAUUUUCACAUUCACUGUGUUGGUAAUGCUUACAAAUUGGAUCAUAACUCUAAAAGUAGAAGAGAUCCCACUCUGGAACUUUCAAUGCCCGUGGAGUUUAUUAUGUUCAACAAUAUAUAUUACAUUUUUUUGCCAAAUCAAAAGAUUUAUAUUUUCAAUAUUCAUAAAUUAAUGUAAGAAAAUUGUUAUUGAAAUCAAAAUACUACUCAUAUUACAGAGCAAGUGGUAAAGCUUCAUAUGACACCAUACACCUGGGUAAGGUCAAAAUGUCACAAAUAUUCCAACUUUUAAUUAAUUAAUUAUGUCUCAAUUAUUCUUUAAGAUACAAAUGUUAAAUAUACUGUAUGUCAACAAUCCUUCCUCCAAAGAACCCUUCUAUGGAUUUAAUUGAGGGAAAAUCCCUCAAAUCAUGGUCGGUUUUAUUCUAUAUAGUUUCGUGAGGAAUCACCCGUUAGUAAAGUUGACUGACAUCUAGGCCAGAGAGUGUGCACAGAGCUGAUAUAUGCAUUUAGAGUGUUUAAAAAACAUUUCUUAAAUAUUUUAAAAGAUAGUUGAUUAUAUAAUAUCGGUUUGCACUAUGUUGCAUCUGGUGAAAAUUAGAAUAGAGUUGUAAGGAUUUAACUUUACCUAUUCACGCCGGCUCUCUCAUGCGCCAGCAAUUCGAGACUGGGGACGAGGUUAAACUUUACCUAACCUAAUUUACCUCCUAAUACACUUCAAUAGCAACCAGAUUGGUUGUAGAUGUAUCAUGACUGUGGUCCUGGCCACUCAGCAACAUAUAGUCUUGGAAAAUAUUGGAAUGCUUGUAUAUGUUUGAAGAUAAAGAUUUUGACCCAAUUUUUACAGACAUAUUUGCAUAUUUAAAUGAGCAUGUACAUUCUGAUAUAGUAAUGUAAUACAUAACAUGAUUUUUAAACCUUUUGAAACAUGUCUUGAAGUAAUUUAAAUAUUGACUUAUUUGGUGUCUGUCAACAGAUGGGCAGCCCAAAGAAGAAGUCCUUUCCACCUGUAAAGUUUUUAGAGGGUGAAGUUAUAUGGGCAAAGUUCAACCGAAGACCCUGGUGGCCUUGUGAGGUGACCGUUGACCCACUACAGGGAACCUACAACAAAAUGAAAGGUAUGCCCUGGUCCUUGAUAUUAUUUUAACAAGCCAUUGUUUGGUUUGAGCUGAUCUUGUUGAACAGAUUUGCACUACCAUGGAAGUCUUGUGUUUCGCAUUCCACUUUUCAUAUCAUGCUCUUGCAAAAUAUAUGUUAUAUCUGUGAUAAAGGUUAAAUUAAUAUAAAAUCUACAAACACUAAUACCAAGUGGCCUUGGUCCUUUGCUCCUGUGUGAUGAUGUUGCAGAGCCCAGUGACAGGCCUUGUCGGCAGUACCACAUCAGGACCUUUGGGCAGCCUGUGGAACUGGCCUGGGUCACAGGGAAAGCUAUACACACAUUUAAUGGAGGCUUUGAGUUCGAACAGCUCCCCUUGCUGCGCAGGAGAGGAAGGCAAAGGGACGAAGACUACAAAUACAUUGUAAUUAUGUGGCACAGCUUUUGUAUAUGUUGGACAAUAAUGAAUCAUGUUUUAACUGAAUGUAUCUAAAAAUACAAACAUUUGUGAUUACAGAAAAGCUUUAUUUGCCUUCAUAGAUACCCAAGAGGUUUAAUGCAUCUUGGAAAACCAGUGUGGCUGAAGCAGAAUCUGUCCUCCCAGAGCGACCCAAAAUGGGUGUCUCUAUACCUGACUCCCUAUCUACAACCCUCUAUGAUGUGUCCACAUCAGAAAAAGAGGGCAAGGCUCUUCCAACUACCCCUUCCAAUCCACCCAACUGUAUACACCCUGCACCAAGCAACUUAACAAAUGGAACUCUGUCACCACACAGUAAACAUUCCCCAACAAAAGGAAGCACUUCCAAGAAGCCUCAAAGCAAGAAGAAGCCAAGUAAAGCAUUUAAAUCUAUAAAUGAGUGCUUGAACACCAAAACAACAUUUGACAGCACUGACAAGCCAGAGGGGGACAUAAAAGAAUGUCCGUAUUCGGACCUUGACUCUAUCCCCAAUAUUUUGUGUCCUAAAGCACUUGAGCGUCAAUCCAAGCCCGCUCAGACUCAGCCCUCAGUUCCAGUAGUAAAAGAGGUGAAGAAGCAUCCUGAAGGACACAGUCGACUGUGGUUCAGCAAACCAGGAAAAGACAGGCGACUCAACACUACCGCCUCCUUAUCUAACCACAGUGCCUUCAGCAAGGGCCCCUGCAAGAAAAAGACUCAAACUGCAGCUGCUGUCAACAGAAAGACUCAAGUGUCCAGUGCGGCCAUCAAGGAAUGCUCUAUUGAUCAGUUGAAGACUCCAGUGUCCAGUGUAAUAGUCAAAGAACACCCUGCUGAUCAGUUGAAGACUCCAGUGUCGAAUGCAACAGUCAAAGAAAUUACUGGUGAUCAGUUGAAGACUCCAGGGUAUAGCGUAACAGUCAAAGAAUGUCCUGUUGAUCAGUUGAAGACUCCAGUCUCAAGUGUGCCCGAGCUCCCUGAUGAGUCGAAGGCCCUGCGCAAGCAGCUUGCACAUCUGCCAGCUAGCAACCGCCUAAUGACCAGAGCUCUUAAAGCUAUGGAGUUAGCAGAGCGGAAACAGAAUCUGUUCUUCAGCCCAAAGCCUGGCUGUUUCCUUCCUAUCACCAAGACAGAGGAGGAGAUGUCAUCUUCCACAAACACUCCUUCUGAUAAACCAGAGACCAAAACAGACUGUGAUACAGAGGACAAACCUUUAAAGGUUGACAAUGAUAAUCAGAUCACUGCUUUGCCAAAUUGGUCCUCCUCAAAGUUCACCAGGUUGAAGGACUUUGAAGCAGAGGUUAAGACUGAAGAUGAGGGCUUCUUGAUAUCCCAGAUGCCUGUGGACUUCAUACCUCUGACUUCUGGGAAGGCAAAGAAAAAUAACUGUGUGUCUGACAUCUCCUCCUGUUCCUCGCCAUGCUUCUCUCCCAUGGACGCCUUCAAAGACAUUAAAGAGUUAUCCUUCAAGUCCCUGGAAUCAAGUGAGGGUGAUGGGAAACCUGUGUCUUUUAAACCAGACACUAACUACAAGUUCAGUACUUUCCUCAUGCUGCUGAAGGACAUGCACGAUACCAGGGAGAAAGAUGGAACUCCCUUGGAGCUAGAAAUCGGACCACCCAGUGCCCAUGUAAAAGAGGAGCCUUCCGUGAUUCCACCCUUACUGGGAGAGGAGUCACUCGGUCAAGGCCCGAGUCUCAGCAAAAGUCAACAAGGCAAGAGCAAAACCAAGGUCAAACCCAAGUCUUCUCUGAAGGUAGAAAUUCCACAACUUGAAGGCAGCACAAACCAGGGCGUGAAAAGGCUAGCCAAAAAGAGAGGCUCGUCCGGGACAAAAAAGAAACCGAAUGGAAAAGUGCCUUGUGGUAAGAGGUCUCCUGGACCUGGCUACCUUGGGAUGGAGGCCUCGCACCCCCUUCCGAGCAAUUCUUGGGAGAAGUUUGACCAGGAUUUAGAGACAUUAGGGGGGGUGGGGGAGGGCUGCAGUAGGCUAACGAAUGAGAGACUACAGAACAUGGUGCAUUUGGAGCAGGGUGGUGUAGAACCAUCAGUGUCCUUUCAGCCAAAGACAGUGUUGGACCAGCAGACUAUCCCUGCUACAAUCUCUUCAAACACUACACAAAGUACUGGGGAAGGCCAGGAGGCUCCCACAGGUAAAUAAGAGUUUUUGUUAUUUCCUUGGUUUGACAGAAGGGUAUCCCAAAGGAGAUAAUUACUGAUCAAUGCAUUAACUUUGCUUCUGGAGUCAUAAUGAAAAUAUCAACGUCUAUGAAGUAAAAGUGUCCGAUGCAGGGCCAUGAUCUUCUGUAGAUCAUGAAAUGUAAUGAUUUUACAUGUGUGGCAUAGUCAUACUUUUUGCACACUUAUCUUCAACAGCACAUAAACGAAUUCGAAAACCAAGCAAAAGACUCAUAGAAUGGACAGAAGAGUACGGUCAAGUAAUCUCCACAAGGAAGAAACAGAAAAAGCCCCUCCAGUCUUUGGGAAAGGUAGAUCACUCAAACAUAUUACAUCUCUUGGAUUUUCAGGGUUUUGUAUUAUGAUCCCAGCUCUAUAUCCUCUUCAUGUUUUUCCAGGUGGCACAUUCCAACAGCAACAAACCAGAUCCCCUACCAUCAGGGAAAACCACACAUGACCAUGCCCCUCUGAACCCACUUCCUGAAAUACAAACUCUGCCCCCAGAUGAACCAUCCAAGACCCCCACUGGACAAGCCCCUCCCCCAAUAGAGAACACUCCCCCUCAGGAUGCACCUAUCCUGUCCAUAGAUACUCUAAUCCCGCCCCCUUCGCUGUUGAGUGACGGUCUGACGAAGAAUGUUGGUAAGAAACUAUUUACAUAUCAAAUGUAUACUUUGGUUGGAUUGCAUAAAAUUACAAAAAGGUUUCACAAUGCAAUGUGCCGUGAAACCAAGGAAUUGCUGUUUUUAUUACAUUACUCCUCUGUAGUAGUAGUCAUUAUCCCAGAUGUGUGUAAAGGUCCAUAGUAACACUGUUGUCUUGUGGCAGGUGACAUUCCUUACUUGGAAACCAUCCAUAAGAGACAGAGGAAACCAACUCCGAAGAUUAUGGAGGCUGCCACAAUUCCAAAGAAGAGGGUAUGGAUGUGUUAGGGAAUGGUUGUGCUUUGCUCAUUAAGGAUUUUUGGUAUCUGAUGGUUCCAUUGAUUUUCACAGUAAGGAAGGCCUUAAAACAGGGGUUGACUGGUUAAUUAUCUAUUACAGGUCAAGUCCCUGAAGACCAUCUUAUCAAGUCAUGCUGUUCAUUCAGGUCAGUCUACACAGGAAGGAUCUCCCUCAAACUGCCCACAUUACACACUUUUUAAGAGUCUUUCUCACUUUUGAGUAAGAUGAGUAUGGAAAUACCAUCAAGACAUUUGAGACUAUACACUGUUUAUCACAAUUCUUUGUCAUACUGCUGUCAUUUACUUAAUGAUUGUCAAUUCAAAGGGCUGAUUGGUCUUGGGGUCAAAGUUGACUUGACUGUUUUUGUUCCCAGGCUCUGGACAACUCUCCUCUAAAUCAAAGAUCAAGCCACCUACGACAGCCACCCCUGCACCCUCCACAUUUACACCCUGCACCCCUGCCCCCUGCCCCCCGAGCAGCCUGGAGAGCGGGUCAGACUGUGAUGUCACCACGCCCCCCACUGAGGAAACUGAUCUCCAUGACGAUGGGAGGGACACCCUAGAUCCAGAGGUCAGACAAGAGGUCAAAUCUCGAGCUAUAUUUUAUGGUCCAUGUUUGACCCGAUAAUAACAUAGAAAGUACAUGGUAAAAUAGACAUUUCUCAAUAAUUAUCUAAUCAUUUUAAUAACAUUUAAAAUGUUUCUACAUGGAAUCGUGUUAGUGUUUGAACUCUCCUGCUGAUUUUCAUUUUCUUUGCUCCUCAGGGUUUUACAUCCAGUUUGGAUGACAGCUUUUCAUCCAUGAGGGAGGAGUCUUCACUGUGCGAUGAUACACUCUCCCCCAAUAAGAAGAUCAUAGGGGACAGAGGGGGCGCUGCCUCAUUGAAGGAGAAUGUGUGUCAGGUGAGUAGGCCUCACAUCACCAAUGUAUGAGUGGUUACCUUAUGUUGUUUUAAUGUGCAAUACGUGCUUAUGGACUGACUGUAUUUGCUCUUUGCUCAUUGUUUCAGAUAGUUGUGUAAAUGUUGCUGUAAUGUUGUCUAAAUGUUUAUGGUAGGUGUGUGAGAAGACUGGGGAGCUGCUGCUGUGUGAGGGCCAGUGUUGUGGGGCCUUCCACCUCCAGUGUAUCGGCCUCACAGAGCCUCCUAUAGGGAAGUUCAUCUGCCAGGAGUGCAAGUCUGGUGGGUCAAGCACAUAUUCUGUAAAAACACAACCACUCUAUACUCAUUAACCAGGUUUCCAUCCAACCUUUUUAUGGGAGUAUAGUACAUGUCGGAUAAAAAAUGUAAUGACAGGUCUGAUGGAAACAGAACAUUUUUCGGUAAAAUGUUCAAAUGUUGACAAAACUAAAUACGCCAGAAAAGUGGGAACUUUUUGUGUCUGUAAAAUGAAUUAUGCGAGACAUGUCAGUAGAACUGCUUUUAGUGCGCAAAUAUUAAUAUAAUAACCAUCAUAUCGAAGUAAACUUGGAGUCACGCGAUGACAUGUUGUGUGAUCCUGUGUGGUCCUCUGUAGCUCAGCUGGUAGAGCACGGCGCUUGUAAUGCCAAGGUAGUGGGUUCGAUCCCCGGGACCACCCAUACGCAAAAAUGUAUGCACGCAUGACUGUAAGUCGCUUUGGAUAAAAGCGUCUGCUAAAUGGCAUAUUAUUAUUAUUAUUAUCCUCCCACUACGACUCGUCGGGAAAGCAUGCAGUUUAUUAGGCAACAGAUGAGAUAAGUUAUGAUGAACUUCACAGGGAGGUAUUUGUAUUUAUUACGGAUCCCCAUUAGCGGCUGCCAAUGCAGCAGCUACUCUUCCUGGGGUCCAACCACAAUUUACAUACAAUAAAACAAUACAUAACACAACACCUUAUUACACACUACUCUACCAUACCAUAUUGAUAAUACAAAAUCAAUAAUACAGCAAAAUAACAAUAUUAAAUUGUGUUUGUGUAGAGUGCGUGUUAGCAUGUGUUUGCGAAUGCUGAGUGUGUGCCUGUGUGUGUGUGUGUGUGUGUCUCUUCACAGUCCACACUGUUCCAUAAAGUGUAGUUUUAUCUCUUUUGUAAAUCUGAUUUUACUGCUUGACUGAGUUACCUGAUGUGGAAUAGAGUUCCAUGUAGUUAUGGCUCUAUGUAGUACUGUGCGUUUCCCAUAGACUGUUCUGGACUUGGGGACUGUGAAGAGACCUCUGGUGGCAUGUCUCGUAGGGUAGGUAUGUGUGUCCGAGCUGUGUGCCAGCAUUCCAAACAGACAGCUUGGUACAUUCAGCUUGUCUACACCUCUUUAAAAAACAAGCAGUGAUGAAGUCAAUCUCUCUUCCACUCUAAGCCAGGAGAGACUAACAUGCAUGUCAUUAAUGUUAGCUCUCCGUGUACUUUUAAGGGCCAGCCGUGCUGCCCUGUUCUGAGCAAACUGUAAUCUUCCCAAGUCCCUCCUUGUGGCACCUGACCACACUACUGAACAGUAGUCUAGGUGCGACAAAACUAGGGCCUGUAGGACCUGCCUUGUUGAUAGUGUUGUUAAGAAGGCAGAACAGAGCUCAUGGACAUACUUCUCCCCAUCUUAGCUACUGUUGUAUCAAUAUGCUUUGACCAUGACAGUUUAGUCACCUCAACUUGCUCAAUUUCCACAUUAUUCAUUACGAGAUGUAGUUGAGGUUUAGGGUUUAGUGAAUGAUUUGACCCAAAUACAAUGGUUUUAGUUUUGGAAAUAUUUAGGACUAACUUAUUCCUUGCCACCCAUUCCGAAACUAACUGCAACUCUUUAUUAAGUGUUGCAGUUAUUUCAGUUGCUGUAGCAGCUGACGUGUAUAGUGUUGAGUCAUCCGCAUACAUAGACACACUGGCUUUACUCAAGUCGUUAGUAAAGAUGGAAAAAAGUAAGGGGCCUAAACAGCUGCCCUGGGGAAUUCCUGAUUCUACCUGGAUUAAGUUGGAGAGGCUUCCAUUAAAGAACACCCUCUGUGUUUACAUUUUACAUUUUAGUCAUUUAGCAGACGCUCUUAUCCAGAGCGACAUAUAGUUAGUGAGUGCAUACAUUUUUCAUACUGGCCCCCCGUGGGAAUCGAACCCACAACCCUGGCGUUGCAAGCGCCAUGCUCUACAUGCUCUAGACAAGUAACUCUUUAUCCACAUUAUAGCAGGGGGUGUAAAGCCAUAACACAUACGUUUUUCCAGCAGCAGACUAUGAUCAAUAAUGUCAAAAGCCGCACUGAAGUCUAACAAAACAGCCCCCACAAUAUUUGUAUCAUCAAUUUCUCUCAGCCAAUCUACUAUUCUUAGGUAGCAGAAUGACUUUUGCUUCCCUCCAAGCCUUGUGGCACACACAUUCUAGUAUGCUUAAAUUGAAAAUAUGGCAAAUAGGAGUGGCAAUAUCGUCCGCUAUUAUCCUCAGUAAUUUUCCAUCCAAGUUGUCAGACCCCAGUGGCUUGUCAUUGUUAUUAGACAACAAUAAUUUUUUCACCUCUUCCACACUCACUUUACGGAAUUCAAAAUUACAAUGCUUGUCUUUCAUAAUUUGGUCAGAUAUACUUGGAUGUGUAGUGUCAGCAAUUGUUGCUGGCAUAUCAUGCCUAAGUUUGCUAAUUUUGCCAAUGAAAAAAUUAUUAAAGUAGUUUGCAAUAUCAGUUGGUUUUGUGAUGAAUUAGCCAUCUGAUUCAAUUAAUGAGUUUGCCUUUUUUCCCAACAUUUCAUUUAAGGUGCUCCAAAGCUUUCUACUAUCAUUCUUUAUGUCAUUUAUCCUUGUUUCAUAGUGUUGUUUCUUCUUCUUUUUAUUCAGUUUAGUCACAUGAUUUCUCAAUUUGCAAUACGUUUGCCAAUCGGUUGUGCAGCCAGACUUAUUUGCCUUUCCUUUUGCCUCAUCCCUCUCAACCAUACAAUUUUUCAAUUUCAUCAUCAAUCCACAGGGAUUUAACCGUUUUUACAGUCAUUUUCUUAAUGGGUGCAUGCUUAUUAGUAACUGGAAUAAGCAAUUUCAUAAAUGCGUCAAGUGCAGUGUAUGUCUGCUUCUCAUUACACACCACAGACCAACAUAUAUUAUUUACAUCAACAACAUAGGAAUCACAACAAAACUUAUUGUAUGACCUCUUAUAUGCAAUAUUAGGCCCAGCCUUUGGAACUUUGGCUUUCCUAGAUAUGGCUACUAUAUUGUGAUCACUACAUCCAAUGGAUUUGGAUACUGCUUUCAAACAAAUCUCUGCAGCAUUAGUAAAGAUAUGAUCAAUACUUGUUGAUGAUUUAAUCCUGUACUGUUUGUAACUACCCUGGUAGGUUGACUGAUAACCUGAACCAGGUUGCAGGCACUGGUUACAGUUUGAAGCUUUCUCUUGAGUGAGAAGCCUGAUGAAAGCCAGUCAUUAUCAAGCAUUUCACACAUGUUAUCCAAGGUGAUGAUCUUGAUGCUCCUUUCCAAUAAAUAUUGAGGGUCUUAUUCUGGUGACAUGAUCAUCGAUACUUGGCUGCCAUUUGACAAAUAAAAAUAAUCUCGCUCUUUUGUCCAUAAUAAUCUCAUCAUGUAGGCUAUACGUGCCAACACCAGAGUGGGCACACUCGCCAUAUAACGCAACAUUUAUUAAUGAGAAAACCAUCAGUAGAGUUGAAAAUGCGAUGGAAACCCAUUUUAACUUGUAUUUGUUAUUCGGGAAUUUAACCGCAAAAGGUAUUUUUAUGUGCACUACGUCAUCACGGACAGCCUUUUAUCUGAAACAAGUCAAUUUGAUGGAAACACAUCUCUGCUGGGAAAAUGCGCAUAUUGUUUUUAUGAGGAUUUUAGAAUAUUCACAUGAAAAUCUGUCGCCAAUUGGAUGGAAACCUACAGUAGCUAGUGUCAUGUUUUUAAGCCCCAUUCCUGCUCAGACAAAAUUAUGGAAAGACUAUUAUUAGUUGCAUAUAGACUUAUCAGUGUUCUCUCUGAUUGUUUCAUACGCUAUUUUGCUGAUUCUCUCCCCUGUCAUCCUCUCAUCCUAGCAUCAAUCAUUCUCUCUGGCUAGUAAAAGCAAAUCAGUUGAUUAAAGCUGAUGUGUUUGUUGUUAGGUGUCCACACCUGUUUUGCGUGUAAGAAGCCCGGGGAGGACGUGAAGCGCUGUAUGAUCCCAGUGUGUGGGAAGUUCUACCAUGGAGAGUGUAUAGCCAACCAAGCUCCCGCUGCCCCACUGCACCGGGGCUUCCGCUGCUCUCUCCACGUCUGUCUGUCCUGCUUCAUAACCAACCCUGUCAACCCCUCCAUCUCCAAAGGUGGGUGCUGCUCUGCUUCACCUAGCACAGUUCAGUUUAGUUUGGUUCAAUUGCAAUCACCUUAUCUUGGUAACUCCACAGGAGAAAGGAUGAUGUUGGAGUUAGUAAACAGAAACAUUUCUGCAUGUGUUUGUGCUAAAAUAAUUUUUUGCACAAGCAAUUCAGUUCAUUUAAACACCAUGAUAGAAAGACAAACUAAUUGAAGUGAGCUGUGGGAAGUAAAUGUAUACCAAAUAUUCUAACUAACAGCUCAUUCUGCCCGUCUCCCCUGUGUUGUGUGUCCUGUAGGUCGUCUGACGCGCUGUGUGCGCUGCCCUGUGGCGUACCAUGCCAAUGACUACUGCAUGGCAGCGGGCAGUGUGGUCCUGGCCAACAACAGCUUCCUGUGUCCCAACCACUUCACCCCCCGCAGGGGCAUCCGCAACCAUGAACACGUCAACGUCAGCUGGUGCUUUGUCUGCUCCGAAGGUACGCCGGCCUCCACAUAUGUUGGGUUGUUAGAGUCAGAUAUGCAUAGAUACACUCAGUAAAUUCAUACCUAUUAUGUAAUGUACAUUACAUGAUCAGGGUCCAAUUUUCGCAGAACACGUCAUCAGCGUUUUUAUAUACUAGAGCCCAGUUACAUCUCUGUUUACUCCUGUGUGUUUUCAAUCCCGUAGACCAGUUCAGUAGCCAAACUGUUAUUCCUCUCCCAUGCUCCAGGGGGCAGUCUGCUGUGCUGUGAGUCGUGUCCUGCUGCCUUCCACCAGGAGUGUCUGAACAUCGACAUGCCUGAGGGCAGUUGGUUCUGCAACGACUGCCUGGCCGGGAAGAAGCCCCACUAUAAGGACAUCCUGUGGGUCAAAGUGGGCCGAUACAGGUCAGUACAGCCGCCUGGGUACCAACCUUACUGGCUCAGCAUUGGUUUGGCAAAACAACAACAAGUUGGCUAAAGCAGAAACAGAUUGGCAUCCAGCAUAUUAGUAAAAGUUCUCCCCUGCCUAAACCACGUUCCCAAUGCUAAAGUAUCCUAACUCUGAAGUGUUCUGACAUUACUAAACAACCAAGGUACUGAGAACCAAAAUACAUCUGCAUUUCUAUUCACAAUAUGGCAGUGGUUGCAAAAUGGUAGUGUUUUUCUGCCAUGGGCCGUGACCCAUUUUCUUUUCUUAUUCAUAUCGUCUUUCCCUUCCUAUCCUCUGUCUAGGUGGUGGCCUGCGGAGGUCAGCCAUCCCAAGAACAUUCCGGAGAACAUCCUACGUAUGAGACACAACGUAGGAGAGUUCCCUGUGCACUUCUUUGGUUCCAACGACUACCUGUGGACCUACCAGGCCCGAGUCUUCCCCUACAUG
Coregonus sp. 'balchen' is the source of this 12993-nucleotide messenger RNA. NCBI's taxonomy places the organism in Eukaryota, Metazoa, Chordata, Actinopteri, Salmoniformes, Salmonidae. The record is from the annotation of a GenBank genome assembly.